Messenger RNA from Penicillium malachiteum, 1578 nucleotides. It is a transcript of the gene coaT, whose product is annotated as acetyl-CoA hydrolase ACH1. Gene Ontology annotation, molecular function: acetate CoA-transferase activity; acetyl-CoA hydrolase activity. Gene Ontology annotation, cellular component: mitochondrion. Gene Ontology annotation, biological process: acetate metabolic process. The transcript is spliced from 3 exons. The coding region runs from base 1 to 1578 and encodes 525 amino acids. Lineage: Eukaryota; Fungi; Ascomycota; Eurotiomycetes; Eurotiales; Aspergillaceae. The record is from RefSeq and is a predicted model, not a curated record.
AUGGCUGCUUCUGCCCUCCUGAAGAGCCGCGUCCGACGCCCUUCUUACUUGAAGAAGUUGGCUAAGGCAGAGGAUCUCAUUGAUCUGUUUCCUCAUGGCUCGUAUAUCGGCUGGUCCGGUUUUACGGGUGUUGGAUAUCCUAAGAUGGUCCCCACCGCAUUGGCCGAUCACGUCGAGAAGAAUGGCCUCGAAGGUCAGCUGAAGUACACCCUCCUCGUUGGAGCCUCCUCUGGUGCGGAGACCGAGAACCGAUGGGCACGAUUGAACAUGAUUGAGCGUCGAAGCCCCCACCAGGUCGGAAAGGAGAUUGCCAAGGGUAUCAACAAUGGACAGAUUAAGUUCUUUGAUAAGCAUCUGAGCAUGUUUCCCUCGGAUUUGGUCUAUGGUUACUACACAUUAAACAAGCCAAGUAAUAAGAUUGACGUCGCUGUUAUUGAAGCCUCUGCGAUCACAGAAUGUGGUGGUAUUAUCCCUGGUGCCUCGGUCGGCGCCUCGCCCGAGCUUGUCCAGAUGGCCGAUAAGGUCAUUAUUGAGGUGAACACCGCUAGCCCCUCAUUCGAGGGUCUGCACGAUAUUGUCGGCUCCGACCUGCCUCCUGGCCGCAAGCCAUACCUGGUUAUGGCUCCUGAAGAUCGUAUCGGUCUCCCAUACAUCCCCGUUGAUCCCGAGAAGGUCGUUGCGAUCGUUGAAUCCAACUACCCGGAUCAGACCCAGCCCAACGCCCCUGAGGACGAGGGCUCCCAAGCUAUUGCCGCCAACCUCAUUGAAUUCCUCAAGCACGAGGUUAAGCACGGUCGCCUCCCGCCUAACCUCCUGCCCAUUCAGUCCGGUAUUGGCAACAUUGCCAACGCCGUCAUCGGCGGUCUCAGCAAGGGCGGUGCAGACUUCACCAACUUGAAGGUCUGGACCGAGGUUCUGCAGGACUCUUUCCUGGAUCUGUUCGACAGCGGCAAUCUCGACUUUGCCACCGCUACCUCCAUCCGCUUCUCCCCCGAUGGAUUCAAGCGUUUCUACGAUAACUGGGAGAGGUACGCUGGCAAGCUGCUCCUCCGUUCUCAGCAGGUUUCCAACAGCCCCGAGAUCAUUCGUCGUCUCGGCUGUAUUGGAAUGAACACCCCUGUUGAGGUCGACAUCUACGCCCACGCUAACUCGACCUGUGUCAUGGGUUCCCGUAUGCUGAACGGUCUGGGUGGUUCCGCCGAUUUCCUGCGUAAUGCCAAGUACUCCAUUAUGCACACUCCCUCUACCCGUCCCUCGAAGACCGAUCCUACCGGUGUCAGUUGUAUUGUUCCCUUCGCCACACAUAUCGAUCAGACAGAGCAUGAUCUCGACGUUAUCGUUACUGAGCAGGGUCUGGCUGAUGUCCGUGGUCUGUCACCUCGCGAGCGUGCUCGUGUUAUCAUUAAGAAGUGUUCUCACCCUGACUACUACCCCAUCUUGACUGAUUACCUUGAUCGGGCUGAGUUCGAGUGUCUGCGCAAGGGUAUGGGUCAUGAGCCUCAUAUGCUUUUCCAGGCUUUUAAGAUGCACCAGAACUUCCAGGAGAAGGGUACUAUGAAGAUCGAUUCUUGGGAGUAA